This is a messenger RNA of Amoebophrya sp. A25, 3348 nucleotides long. Lineage: Eukaryota; Dinophyceae; Syndiniales; Amoebophryaceae. The record is from the annotation of a GenBank genome assembly.
AUGGACCUCCCAUUGGAACUGCAGAAGUACAUCGUUCCAGUGAUCACGGAAAGCUUGAAAAUUAUUUUGCGAAGAUGUCAUUGUCAAUGUUCGUUUUCCGAUUCAGGGAUAUAUUUAUAUUAUAAAUAUAAUGCAAUGUCAUGAUGCAUUUGCAUUAGCUUUUUUUAUCCCUCUAGUGUCUGUGUAAUCGUGUGUGAUGUGGUUCUAAGUAUCUGAAAAAGAAGCGGUUCGUUAUGAUUCAGGGACCGCCAGAUAGUGGGAAGACAAGCAGUUUGCUCAUUUCGCUACUAGCUGUUUACGCUUUUCCAGAGGUUGGGCUUUUCUCUGAUGCGGUCGCUGCUGCGCAGGCGGCUACUUCUACAGCAGGCGCCGCUACUGGAGGGCAUGAGGGACAUGAAGGACCUGCUGUUGGAGUGGGGUUUUCUGGAACCAGUACGGCAGGUGAUAGUGGUGCAAAUAAUAAAGGUGGAGGUCGCGGAAAUGCUAAUUCUGCUACAACAACAAAGUAUUCUUCCGGGAAAACAACCAGUCACGCUGGAGGAGCAGGAGCCUUAGGCUCAGCCGCUCUAUCUUCUGGCAAUGGGACAGCUGGAAUGAUUUCAUCUUCGAGUACAAACAUUAUUGGAGUUUCUGGUCUUAGUACCGGAGUUGUUCCUUCUGGUGGCACGACCACGACGGAGUACCUGUCGGGCGCAGGCGGAUUGAAUACCAUCGUACUUGUGUACGAAAGCAUGGAGAAGAGUCGCAAAUUUUGCAAUUUUGCUUUUGGUGCUGAGCAGACGACUUUUAGCUUUGUUGACGGGACACCAAACGAUCACAGCACCAGGUUCACGAAUCGAGCUGGGCCCUAUUAUCCGCGCGUUCUAUACGGCCACCCUAGCGCCGUGCUGUCACUCUUGCGCGGAAAUCUCAAUCGAUCGUCGAACCUGCGUCCGUCCAGCGGCAACGGCGUAGAUCUCAGGGAUUUGGAAGUCUUUAUUCUAGACGACGCAGAGAAGCUGAUCCAGAACGACUGCAUGGACGAUGUCUGCGAAAUAUUGCAGAUCUGUAAAUUUUUCUCAAGGAAGAAGCUACGGUUUAUCAUUCUGUCGGGUUAUAUUUUGAGCAACCACUUUUUCGGAUCGAAUUUCUCGACUACUCGGGAAGGGGCAGGAGAAUUCGGUAGUGGAUUCUGGAACCGCGGCGGGACGUCAUCGAGGAAGGUAGAACAUGGAGCAGGUUCUAGUAUUGGAGCUAGUAGUCGCAUGCUGUCGAGUCUGACAAACAAGGGUCAGAAGCAGCAUUCCUCGAUGCUGCGUUCACUCCGGAACUCCUUAAUCAAGGGUCAAAAUUUGUUCGGGCUCCGCAAGGAUCAGAUCCGCACACGUGCUCGGCGCUGGGUAAAACACUACGCAGUUGUCGCUCGCCGGAAACGAUGGGCAAAGCUUCUCGCUGAUCUUCACAAGACGCUUUCCUUGCCACUGGGUGUGAUUUUUCUCGACCAGGCUAGACUGGAUCUUGCUUCGACUGCGAGCACGUCGCGCGCUGGCGGGCCAAGUCAAGCAGCUGGUGUGCUGCUGAGUAACAUGGCCUCUCCUUCGCCAGCGGAUGUAUCGCAGAAGGACCCUUUUCAGGGUGACCAUAAGAUGGUAGUGAAGGGCUCUCUGGAACGAAAAGACUCGAGCUGCAAGGAUAGCGGAGCAGGAUCAGGCGCGUCUACACCUUCGCACGCUUCGAGUUCGAAAAGCCGAGGUUUCAAGAGUAACGCUGAAUUGGUAAAGAUGCGUUCGGUAGUCAAUCCAUCGUCGCCACUACGGAAUUCGACCAAUAAACCAGCUGCGGGGGGAAACAAGCUGACAGGUGAGAAAGCAUCAUCUUCGACAUCAAAUUCAAAAGAGGACGUACCCUCAUCUUCAUCAGCAGUUGCAUCCUCUACUUCUACUUUAGCUGCUGACGCUCCUCCCGAAGAAAGAAGUAAAACUCUUUCAGGCAAUCAGGGAGAAGAUGACGCAAAAGAUGGUGCAACACCUGAGAUUGAAAGAGAUGAGGCAGCCACGACAGGAGAAGACACUGCAGUAAAAAACGAAGUAGAUAGAAAUACCGCUGGUGGGGUUGCUGGGGCCGAAGCGAAAAACAAGGACCAAGACGGAGCUCCGACAUUAUCAGCAGUGCCUCCCUCAGCAGUGCCAGGAUCGGCCUCCGCAGUAGCCGGCAACACGUCACCCCCGGCGCCAGCGGGUGUCGCUCCGGCUACUAGUAGUUCCAUGCGGAUGCGCAUGAAACCGAAAUCAGCUGCCGAGCGAGCGCGCGAAUUGGCAAAGCAGCAAAGCCUGGCGAGUUCCAAAGGCAGCAGUAACAACAGCAAAGAGCAGCUCGCGGGUGCAGCCUCCUCGAGUGUAGCUACUACCUCACAGCAAGUCCAACAGGCCAGCGCGGAGACGUAUCAGGAUGAGGUAGCAUUGUUGGAGGAGUUAUUGCAUGGACAACUAGCCAUCCACCCCACGCUCGACACGCGCAACGCAGCCGGCGGCUGUGAUUUCUUCCUCACGCCAAGUAACCCUAUCAUACUUCGGGCCGAAGUGCCGAAGGGGCUCCGCUGUGUCGUGCAUCUCGGCGUACUGGAGACGCAUCUCUACGGGCUACGCCUCCUCGCGUUGCAAAUUUCGGGGGAAGAACAGAAUACACGGACGAAGGGAGACGGUUCGCAGCAAGAACACGCAAUUUCUCUUCUCUUCGUCGAGCCGGACGAUGCGAAUUCAACCAUGCGAGAUAUUGAGAAUGAACUAGACAUCACAAUUCAGGUUAUCCCAAACGAACUUCUGCCAACAUGAUUUAACUUACCUGUAGUUUAACUAAAUAUUCUACUGCUGGUGCUCGAAUAGAAUAGGACGAGGUGCACAGUUGUUAUUGAACUUUCUUGAAAAAAUGUUGAUGCAUGUUGUUGAGUGCUGCAAAUUAUUAGCUACUAGUAGUGGCAUAAAUAUCGUGAGUGAAAGGAUCUGCGAUGGGAAUACAGUUCGUAAUAGAACAAGAACGGCAUCACUGUGAUGUUUUCAACUAGUAUUGCAGGUAUUCUAGAUCGGAAGUGUCCAUCGGAACAUUCAGCACAAUCCUUCGGUCGUAAUUGUUGAAGUGACAACAAACCUCAGAAGUUGCAACAUUGUAUACUUUUGGUGAUAAAACAAGUUAAAAGAAAGAGGUCACUUGCAUUUCCUUUUUGGUUGGUAAAAGUGACGCAUGAUGAUCGUGCUUUUCAAAUGGCUCCAAAGGUACUUGCAUAGACUAAUGCUGGUACGUCGCACAGUUCUCCGUCCAUUCUGAACCACAUUUACUGAAGAAACUUUUGGCCUAGGUACAACUGUGCGAAAG